Messenger RNA from Corythoichthys intestinalis (scribbled pipefish), 3735 nucleotides. Its product is annotated as procathepsin L-like. The record is from RefSeq and is a predicted model, not a curated record. Gene Ontology annotation, cellular component: lysosome. Lineage: Eukaryota; Metazoa; Chordata; Actinopteri; Syngnathiformes; Syngnathidae. Bases 210 to 1214 code for a protein of 334 amino acids. Gene Ontology annotation, molecular function: cysteine-type endopeptidase activity; cysteine-type endopeptidase activator activity involved in apoptotic process. Gene Ontology annotation, biological process: positive regulation of apoptotic signaling pathway; immune response; positive regulation of peptidase activity. The transcript has 8 exons.
CUAUUCAACAAACUUGACCGUGAGCUGGUCUUGAACUUCUUUUGCACGUUUUUGCUGGCUUUGUGUUGUGGUUUUUGUUUUCACGACUGUUUUAUUACUAUUUUAAAAACAUAUUGUCAGUAGCUAUACUCGGUUGGUACAAGAGGAAAUUGAGCAACACUUUCAACACCGUCUUGAAGAAUCAGGAAAACACCUACACAACCUCUCAGAUGUUUCAUGCAGGGUUGACUCUAACGAGCUUGCUGCUCGUCUCGCUGGCCUUGGCGGCUGCCACUUUGGACAUUGAUCUGGACAAGCAUUGGACGAUGUGGAAGAAGACUCACAAGAAGUGGUACAGCAGCCAGCUGGAAGACCUUCACCGGCGAGGAUUGUGGGAAAAGAACCUGAUGCUCAUCACGCUGCACAAUUUAGAAGCUUCCAUGGGCCUCCACAGCUAUCAACUCAGCAUGAACGUUCUGGGAGAUCUGACGCCAGAAGAAAUCCGUCAGUCUUUCGCUAACUUAACUCAUCCCACCGACUUCCACAAGCUGUCCUCUGAUUGGUCGGGCGGCCAAAUGGCGGACAUUCCAGAGUCAAUCGACUGGAGGGAUCAGGGAUACGUGACAAGCGUGAAAUUUCAGGGCUCCUGUGGUUCUUGCUGGGCCUUCAGUGCGGCGGGAGCUCUUGAGGGCCAGCUAGCCCGGACCACGGGCCGCCUUGUGGAUCUCAGCCCCCAGAAUCUGGUGGACUGUUCGGGCAAGUACGGCAACCGCGGAUGCUACGGCGGUUUUCUCGACGGAGCCUUCCGCUACGUGAUCGACAAUGGCGGUAUCGAGUCUGAAAAAUCUUACCCGUACACGGGACGCGCUGGACCAUGCCUCUACAAUGCUGCCCAUCGCGCCGCCAACUGCUCAAGCUACCGCUCUGUGGCGCAGGGCGACGAGGGCGCCCUCAAGCGAGCGAUCGCCCUGGUGGGACCCGUCUCGGUCGGCAUCGACGCCUCCAAGCCCAGCUUCGCGUUCUACAGCAGCGGAGUGUAUGACGACGCAUCUUGCUCUCAGAGAGUGAACCACGCCAUGUUAGUGGUGGGCUACGGAACCCUAAAUGGAAAGCAAUACUGGCUGGUCAAGAACAGCUGGGGUCUUUCAUAUGGAGAAAAAGGCUACAUCCGGAUGGUCCGCAACAAAAACAACCAGUGCGGGAUCGCCAGUUUUGCCUGCUAUCCUGUCAUGUAGAGCCCUCAAACCCCACAGCAUUGAAAAUGGCUUCAGUGUAGUACUUUGAUUAGAAUAUACUAGUAUAACUCUGAGUAUUGAUAAUUUUCUCGAAAUGUUGUAGAAGGGAUCAUUUAAGUGUUAUGCAUUGAUAUUUAAAUCAGUACCCUAAUCAUUAUUACUACAACUGGGCAAUGGUUAUUCAUUUUAAUCGCGAUGAAUUGCAUGAGAUUAAUUGCAAUGAAUCUGUAUAAUAAUGAAUUCAAAAGUAGUAAUUAGCACACUUACAUUAAAUCUAUUGCCGUAUUAAUGCAUAAUCGAUAUUGAAUCAUGGAUUUCCAUUGAUAACAAUAGAUGUCCAAUCCAAUGGAACUGGGACGGUUUUCGUUCAUGAUCGCAGUCUGGAUUGUAUUGAUUGAAAUGUAGUAUUUAGAACUAUUUUAUUUUGAAUGUACAGUGGUAUUAAUGAAAUAUUAAUCUAUAAUAACUUGGGCUGUCAAAAUUAUCGCGUUAACAGGCGUUAAUUAAUUUUUAAAAUUAAUCACGUUAAAAUAUUUGACACAUUUAAUGCACAUGCCCCGCUCAAAGAGAUUAAAAUGACAGCACAGUGUCAUGUCUAUUUGUUACUUGUGUUUUUUGGUGUUUUGUCACCCUCUGCUGGCACUUGGGUGCGACUGAUUUUAUGGGUUUCAGCACCAUGAGCAUUGUGUAAUUAUUGACAUCAACAAUAGCGAGCUACUAGUUUAUUUUUGCUUGAAAAUUUUACAAAUUUUAUUAAAACGAAAACAAUAAUAUAAUUUUUUUAAAAUAUAAAAUUUCUAUAACUUGUAAUAACAUUUAUCUUUUAAGAACUACAAGUCCUUCUAUCCAUGGAUCGCUUUAACGGAAUGUUAAUAAUGUUAAUGCCAUCUUGUUGAUGUUUUGUUAUAAUAAACAAAUACAGUACUUAUGUCCAGUAUGUUGAAUGUAUAUAUCCGUCUUGUGUCUUAUCUUUCCAUUCCAACAAUAAUUUACAGAAAAAAUUAAUAUUAAUCGGUUGUUUUCAAAGAGGCCAUUUAGCUAAUUUUGCUCAGACUCCAGGUUAUUGUGAUUGUCAUUUUACAGUCGACCACUAGAUGACAGCACAUUUUCCUACCAUCACAAAUUUGACUGUAGACAAAAAAAUAACCCCCAAAAAAACAAGAAUUUCUGCUAACCCUAGCAAUAGCUAAAGAUACCAGUAGUAACGUUCAACUAAGGGCGGUUUGCAUAGGGACGGUAGGGACAUAACUCUACCAACUUUUCAGGAUGCUCAAAUUGUCACCACCAACUUUUAAGCAACCUUAUAUACAAUAUAUAAUGAGUUCAGUUAUAUAGGUAAUUUAGACUGUCUUUCCAUAUUUGUAUGUAUAGAAUUGACCCUACCAUUAUUAAGUGAAUUAUUUUUAUUAUGUUAAAACUUUUACCCCUUUUCACUUGCUGAAUGUGCCAGUCCAUUUUCCCCCUGCCCCUCAAACGCAUAUUUGAUUGGCUGAUGACUUAACCCACCUCCGACACACACGCACGCUCAAACUCACACAGACCCUGCACAAUUACAUUUGGACAAAAUUGAAGUUUUUUUUCGGCCAGCAACAGCCAUAGUAAGUAAUUAAAAAAGAUGCCAAUGUUGUAAAGGUGGGAAACACACCACUAUUUUUGCUACUGAAAGUCCGACCUGCAUCAGAGUUAGCAUAACAUUAAACUGUGAAUUUGCUAACCCGCAAAACCCGAGUAUGAAGCUGCUGUUAUAUCGUCCCUACCAAUGUUGAGGCCAAAGCUACGCCCUUGCGUUCAACCAUACGUACUAUGUAAGCCAAAAACAAAAGGUAGCGACUGUAAGUUGAUUUCAUGAUUAACAUCUUUGGGAAUUACGAUUUAUCUAUAUUUUCAGAUGAUUUGUUAACUUUUUUUGAAAACAGACUUCUUGUUUGAAUCAAUUUGACAAACUCAACCUAGAUUUUGCUAACGGUUAUUGAAUGUCAAUCAUUUUCAAUCUUGAUUUUUAUGAGAGCUGUGUUAAUUUCCCACUUAGCAUAUUCUGUUAUGAUUAUUGAUGUAUAAUGUCUGCUCAUAAUAAAUUUGUUUGGGAAAGAAAAGGCCUUGUUUAUGUAUUGUAGGUUUAACAACUCAACACAAAAGGAUCAGUACACCCAAGGGUUAAAGCUGUAAUGUGAAGUAAUUUCAUAACAUGCCAAAUAGGGUCACAAUUAAAGUAAUUAAACAUUGUCCAACAAAUAAAGCAUGAAAAAAAUAAUUUAUAUGUUGUAUAUUUGACAAAAUAAUCGCGUUUCCGAAGUUCGAGCCUGAAAGGGGACGAACCCGGAAGUGAUACGUCACACCAAGAACAUCGAUGGCAGCGCUCCAUACGGCCGCCAUACAAAGCCCUUCAAACAAUGAUUCAAACAGCGAUAUAAGCGAUAGAUCUAGCGCAAGGGAGGAGAUCCAAGUUUUUGAAGAGUUGGAGGAAGAAGAGGAGCUUGGAAUUUUAUGUUGGACCUAACAUGUAUUAGCCAGACGCUAAUCA